Molecule: messenger RNA, 1884 nt
Organism: Fulvia fulva
Lineage: Eukaryota; Fungi; Ascomycota; Dothideomycetes; Mycosphaerellales; Mycosphaerellaceae
Exons: 3
Coding region: 1-1884 (627 amino acids)
Biological process (GO): dephosphorylation
Molecular function (GO): phosphatase activity
Source: RefSeq, a predicted model, not a curated record
AUGCUCACUCCCACUCCCACAUCUACCCUCCUCGCCACAAUCCUCCUCCUCCUCCUCCUCACACCCUCCACCCUCGCCCAAUCCCCCCCUCGCUACUACACCGUCUGGUCCAGCGUAAUCUUCCAACGCACCGGCGAACGCACCCCCGAAAUCAUCGGCGACUCCUCCCUCCCCAUCACUCUCACCUCAACCGGCGCAAACCAAGCCCAGUCCGCUGGCCAGUUCUUCCGAAACCGCUACAUUGGCACCGGAACCACGAACACGGGCGCCUCCAAUGGCACUAAUGGUGCAGGCAACUCGACUGCCCGGUUGGCAGGUUUAGACGCGGAUAUUUAUGAUGAACUCCAGAUGUAUGCAACGGCGCUGGAUCAGCAGUGGAAUGUGGCUACGGCGCAGGCGUGGUUUCAGGGCUUUUAUCCGCCGUUUGCGCCGGGGGCUAAUCGGAGUGCUGGGGCGGUUAUUGAGGGGGAGGAGGAUGUAUUGGCGGAUGGGAGCUAUGUUACGGGACCCUUGAAUGGAUAUCAGUAUCCGUAUAUUCAUGUUACUGGCGCCCUUGAUCCGAAUUUCAUAUACACGGGAGCGAACUGGAAUUGUCCGGCGUUUACGAGGCAGUCGAGAGAUUGGACGCUUACACCGCAGUAUAGUGUUACGGAAGAGGAGUUUGAGGGGAUAUAUGCUGCGACAGGAAGCGCUGUUUUGAGAGGUCUGGUACCGCCAGAAGCAUGGGGCUACAACAACGCCUACGCAGUCUACGACUACCUUCAAUACCAAAACGCCCACAACACCACCGUCCGCGACGCCCUCUCCACCCUCCGCGACGUCCGCACAAACACCUCCUACCUAACCCAACUCUCCUGGCUCGCAUCCCAACAACAAUACGCCAUGCUCGGCAACCUCGCCGCCCUGAACCCCUACACCGGCGCCUCCUCCCUCCAAACCGUCACCGGCAGCAUCUCCACGCUUCCCGGCAACAUGCUCGCCUCGAAAGUCCUAGCGCAGCUAGAAAACGCCAUCGCAAGCGCGGGAGCGCAGUUCAAGCUGAAUGUCUUGUUCGCGGACUUUUACCCCUUGAUGAGCUUCUUCGCUCUCGCGGGGCUGCCGGGGCUGAAUAGUAAUUUCUAUGGCAUUCCGGACUAUGCCGCAUCUGCUGUAUUCGAACUCUUUUCCUACGAGAACUCCACGAACGCGACGUAUCCCGGUGCGGAAAGUCUUUACGUCCGCUUCUCGUUUAGGAACGGCACGAGUGGUGUGGAGGAUGAGUUUAGGAGUUAUCCCAUCUUCGGCAGAGGGCCGGAUGCGACGGAGAUGCCGUGGGAGGAGUUUCAGACGCAGAUGGAGAGGAUUAGUUUUGGUGGGAAUGAGGUGGUACCGGAGUGGUGUAAUCAGUGCGGUUCGCCUAGUUUGUUCUGCGCAGCUUUCAAUUCUGACCUGACGGCCUCGGGCUCGCGACCUUAUCGAGGCUGGCGCGGUGGUUCAGAUGACGAUGAUGGGAUGGCUCCCGCUGUCGCCGGAGUGAUCGGUGCUAUCAUUGCCUUGGCUAUAGCAGGCAUUAUAUUCGGCAUGGCGAUGGUUCUGGGUGGUGUGAGAGUGAGGAGAGAUGGGAGUAAGAAGAGAAGUGAGCUGGGUGGCUUCAAGGGUGGGCAGAAAAUGGCGAGUGAUCAGGACUUGACGAUUCCGAAGGGGAAAGAUGGCGUGACGGUGGGCGCGAGUGUGGUGGACGCACCGAUGAGUCCGAGCGGUGGGCAUGAGAGGAUUGGAAGUUGGGAGAUGAAGAAUGCGGAGGCAGGACGUGGGUUGAGUGCUAGGCCGAGUAUGGAGCAGAGGGAGAAUCCAUUUCAUGAUCCGGAGGGGUUGAGGCCGGUGCAGAGUAGGGAGGUGGUUUGA